CCCUGCACACCUCCACCUGUUCUCAGCCUGUCCUCUAAUUGUACCCUCUCAUUUAAUGCUACUUCAAGCAGUAAUGAAGGCUCGUAUGCAGUCCAGAUGGUGAUGGAGGACUUUCCCAGACAGGCAAUCACACUGACUCAAACUAGUGGAUCACACAUUGUGAAAACUACAAGCGAUAGAAUCAGCAUGAUACCCAUCCAGUUUGCUUUUCAAGUGGAUCCAGCUGCACCAACCUGCUAUGAAGGUGUUUUUCUGCCGAGAUUUCUGACUCCAACUCCAGAACAAGGAGCUCAGUUCUACAGUCCCAUCAAUCAGGCUUUGAAGAUCAACAUCAGAGCAGGUGCAACUCAAUCUAUGAUCACUGAGCUCCUGUACAGCGGGCCGUACAAUGUAGUCAAGAGCUCUUCUGGAUCAGGGAACUUUUCUCUGACCUGGACACCAUCUGCAGGAGAAGAUGGACAGAGUCACCCCAUCUGCUUUCUCGUCCAGGCAAGUGUCUCUAGUUCUGUGUACCAGUCUGAGCUUCGAUGUGUUAUUGUGACGGUUGGAAACAAUCCUCCCUCAACCACCGUUCCAAUUACAGAUCCUCCCCCACAAAAAUGUAAGAAUGACAACAUAGAGGUGAAGGGAGCAGUAUUGUACACCAAUGGCUGGAAGCUUUCUCAGACUAAAAAGUCUGGAGUGAGAGAGGACUUCCGGAUCCGGUCCAAGAUGGAGGCUUGA
Fundulus heteroclitus (mummichog) is the source of this 723-nucleotide messenger RNA. RefSeq lists its product as uncharacterized. Bases 97 to 723 code for a protein of 208 amino acids. The record is from RefSeq and is a predicted model, not a curated record. NCBI's taxonomy places the organism in Eukaryota, Metazoa, Chordata, Actinopteri, Cyprinodontiformes, Fundulidae. The transcript is spliced from 7 exons.